This is a messenger RNA of Paramacrobiotus metropolitanus, 2521 nucleotides long. RefSeq names its product cysteine-rich secretory protein 3-like. The transcript has 6 exons. NCBI's taxonomy places the organism in Eukaryota, Metazoa, Tardigrada, Eutardigrada, Parachela, Macrobiotidae. Gene Ontology annotation, cellular component: extracellular region. Bases 858 to 2048 code for a protein of 396 amino acids. The record is from RefSeq and is a predicted model, not a curated record.
UCCCGACCGAUACCUAAUGGAUUCGCCGCAUUCCGCAGCACGCAGCUUUUUCAAUCGUUUGUAACGGUGUUUCACUGGUGGUUUGACCUGACGGUGCCGGGCCUUCGCUGCUGCGUUUCCGCAUGGUUUAAGGACGUGUUUGUUGACCUUUGGGCAAGCAUGUACCUGCCGAAUUUUUCCUGCGUUUAAUUCCGGCCAGGGCUUUUAACGGGUACAUAUUCCCCGCGUUUUUUGUUGGUUCGACAUUGUGUCUUCGCAUAUGUACGCGUAUAUACGAGGAUUAUUCUCAACAACCGGUCACUUGAUCAGCCAGCAUAUUCUAAUUUCUUGAAGGCGCACGCAACCGUCAUCUCCGACUGGACGGCGACAUCCAACUCUUAAUUGAAAUCUCCCCUGUCGCCCGGUUUUGAAAUGGGUCAAAUCAAUUAUCACGCUCAGUGCGCCGCAGCGACACAUCGUACGCGCAUUUAAUUCCCGGUUGAUCCAGUCCGGCUGUUCGACAUUGUCCCACAAAAACCGAUUGUCACGCCGCAUGAACAGCAGCACAUACAUACAACGGCUAGCAUUUUACCGGCGUCAGCGAAUCAAAUUGACACAGUGCUUAUAGCGGAAUGCGGUUUCAUUAAGCCGGUGUUUGCCGGGUUUUUGUUGCUGCGCGGAUUACGACGCCGGGGCAUCCGGCGGAUCAUGUGAGAUUUGCCAGCCAUCUUGUCAGCAAACUGGCCUUUUCUCUGCCGCACAAUGCACCGGCAUAAACUGCGUCGGAAGUGCGCGACGCCGUUUAUAUUAAUCGGCUCACUAGAGAAACGCCGGUUGCCGGCAUUUUCAUUCUGCAGUUGAUCGCCCGAUAAUCGAAUAUGUUUCCCGGAUAUUCGAUACCCGCGCUCGUUCUCCUACUGGCCGGCGCGUCCCGGGUGUCCUCCGCCGGGAAUACCACCCGGAGCCUCUCGGACGUCCUGGAGACGUCCUUAAUCACCGCGCUGUCGACGCUGUCCGGUGUCAACACCUCCAAUCUGCAUUUAUUGACCGCCCGGUCGACGGUGACCCUCCACGACGGCCUCCAGGACGUCCCGCUGCUGUGGCUGGCCUUGACGGACGACCCGCUCCUCGUCCGCGCCCUCCUCCGCGCCAACGACACCCUGCAACUGACCGCGCCCACCGCCACCCGCCUGUCUCUUCCGGUGACCCCGCCGACCACUUCCGUCGCCGGAGGGACCACACCGACCACCUCCGGCCCCGGAGGGUCACCGCCGACCACCUCGACGGUCAUCCCGACCCCGGAGGUGGUCCCGGACACCCGCCACUGCAACCACACGGCGCUGUACAACGCCAGUGACCCCGGGUCGUGGCCCCUGGUGUUCGGCGGGGUGUCCGAUCCCGAGGGGGUUGCCCUGUCGCAGCUGGACACGAAUAUCAGCGGUGUGGCGGAAUAUAUCUUGCGGAAACAUAAUUGUCUGAGGACACAGGUGACACCGGCGGCGGCCAAUAUGCUGAAGAUGGUCUGGAGUCCGGAGGCGGCGCGACAGGCGCAGGAGUGGGCGGAGCAGUGCCAGUACAAGCACAACAACCAGAGUGACCGCUUCACGCCCGAGUUCCAGUGCGGCCAGAACAUCGCCUACUCCACGCCGUGGGCCUUUUCCUGGAAUUCCAUCGUCAACAUGUGGUACAGCGAGUACAAAGAGUACACCUUCGGCAAACCCAACGAUCUCCAUAUUGUCGGCCACUACACCGCGAUGAGCUGGGCGACGACCUUCCAGCUGGGCUGCGGCUAUAAAGACUGCGGCGGCUGGCACUAUUACGUGUGCAACUACUGUCCCAGUGGGAAUUUCGGCGAUCUGAGCGAGCCGUACAAAGCCGGGAAGCCGUGCAGUGCGUGUCCGGAUAGCUGCGACGGCGGACUGUGCACCAAUUCCUGCCCGCUGGCCAACCUGUACUCCAACUGCGACGAACUACAGCGCAAGUACAAGAUCUGCAGUAAUCCCUUCCAGAAGGAGGCCGCCGACAGCUGCAAGGCCACUUGUCGCUGUCCGGGCAAAAUCUACCAGUGAAUUAGCACCGCAGUGGCACUUUCUUACAACGCUUCCCGUUUUCUAUCCAGUCCCUGACCGUACAGCGCCACCGGCCCCUUCCCGACAUUAUCCAGAUGUCCUUACAUGUUUCUGGAAUAAUUCACAGGACUUCCGGUCGGCGGCGCGUAAAUACCUUGCCCUAAUGAUGACUCAGCCAAAAAAAAAGUUUAUGUGUAAAAUGACGGUUGGUCCGUGGCGGAGUAACGCGACGAGGCGGGGCUGUUUCUGAUGACCUUUUGCAUGAUUGUGAUGUGUGCCGCGUAUAGCGCACCGAAUGUUUCUUCCCUGCAAGUGUCUGCCGACGCCGGUAUACCGACUGCGAAGAAGCGGCAAUUUAAAAACAAUACAGCAUUUCAUUCGUCACCGUAUCAACUGCAGCUAGCUGCUCUGUAUUAGUUUUAUGUUAAUCUGUUUCGAUUAUAACUGUAGAUAUCGAAAAUUACCCAUAUUGU